AGUUUUGUUGUCAAAGUCAGCUGUUAAAUGUUUUGCUACAACUUAUAAAAAUCUGGACGCCGAUAUUGAAGUCGUAAUUAUGUAAACAAAUGUUUAAUAAUGACUGUGAAUACUUUCGGUAACUUUAUUUUGUCUAAAUCGAAUUAAUAUGUCGACAAGAUUAUACUUUGAUAUCGAAGAGCAUCAGUGGCCAUUGGUUUAUGAUGAUAAAUACAAUGUAUCGUUUUGCGGAUUUGAAAGAUUCCAUAUAUUCGACGCAAAGAAAUGGCGUAACAUAGUUCAGUUUUUGAAAGAGGCCAAAUUUAUAAGUGCCGACUGUCUUGUGAAACCAAAAGAAGCCAAGGAAAAUGAUUUGAUUGUGGUUCAUACAAAGAAAUAUCUGAAAUCUUUAAAGUGGAGUGCCAAAGUUGCAAUGAUAGCCGAAGUACCUAUAGUUGCUUGUGUACCAAAUAUACUGGUGCAACAUGCUUAUUUGAAGCCUAUGAGGUUACAAACAGGUGGAUCUGUGUUAGCUGGUAAACUUGCUCUCGAGCGUGGGUGGGCAAUAAACAUUGGUGGUGGUUUUCAUCACUGCAGUGGUGAUAAGGGUGGAGGCUUUUGUCCGUAUGCAGAUAUCACUCUACUAAUAAAGUAUCUUGUAAUGUAUAGAAGUGUACAGAAUGCAAUGAUUGUGGAUUUGGAUGCUCAUCAGGGUAAUGGUUAUCAGCGCGACUUUCUUGGUGUCCCAGAAGUUUACAUAAUGGAUAUGUACAAUCGACAUAUUUAUCCCAAAGAUGAGGAAGCAAAGCGAGCAAUUCGGAGAAAAAUAGAGCUUGGCAACAAAGUCGAGGAUCUUGAGUAUAUGCUUAAGCUGAGAAAGAACUUAAAAGCGGCAUUAAACGAAUUUAAACCAGAUAUAUUGGUUUACAAUGCAGGCACGGACAUACUCGAUUCAGACCCCCUCGGUCACAUGAGAAUCAGUGAUAUUGGUAUAAUCAAAAGGGACGAAUUCGUCUUUGAGAUAUGCAAGUCGAAUCAGAUCCCAGUUGUGAUGCUGACGAGCGGAGGGUACAUCAGACGGACAGCGAGGAUCAUCGCGGACUCGAUAAUUAAUCUGAAGGCUAAGGGCCUUAUUGGUAAUGAACCUGUAUCCAAGAGUUGUGGCGAUUAAGAGUAUAAAACAGAUAUAGAAUAGUUCCAUAUGGGAAUUAAAGUAGUAUUUGAUUAAAGUCUUAUUAAAAGGUUUUUAGUAAAACAGUGUAAUAAGACUGUUUUUAUAAUUAUGGAAAUUAAUCUUUCGUAUAUUUAAAUAUCUCUAAUAUUAUUUUUUAAUCAAUAGUUAUGGAAUUUAAAAAAAAAAUUGUUCUGUGCACAAAGCCUUCAUUAAAUACAGAAUUUAAAAUUUUAUAGUUUUUAGCAUGGGCCUAAUUAUAAUUAAAUUAAAUUGUAUUCGAAUAUUUAUAUUUGCUUAUCAAUAAUAUACAAUAAGACCGUAGGAUAUAUUUCAAAAGUAUAAAAAAUUUGAAAUUUUAUUAAUCUUGAAAUUAGUACAAAUCAUAAUUGAAUAGAAAAAAGAAAUAGAUUUGAUAAUAAAUUUGAAGAUCAUUUCAAUUUAAAAAAGUUAAAAAAAUACGCGAGCAGUGUUGAGCGAUAAUUAUGUCUAACAAAUUUUGGGUUGUGCUGAAACGUUAAAUUAAAAAAACUUUAAGGAGUUAUUUUUGUACUUCAAUGAUUAUAUUUUUCGGUUUAUGAAGUAUGAAGUACAGCCAAAAUUAAGUCCCAAAACUUUUUUUUUGGGUUUUGUAAAUUAUGGAUGGAUAAUAUGCUGGGUACUGGCUAAUAAAGCAAAAUAUAUUAUUCAAUUAUUAGCUUUAGGUAGUAUUUUGAAUGUGAUAUAAAUGAUCUCAGUGUGCCAAACUAAAGCAAAUUUAAUUUGCAAUAUACAUUUCAUUAAAUUAAAUUGUAAUAUUCUUAAUAAAUAUUUAUCGUCUAUAA
Pieris napi is the source of this 1974-nucleotide messenger RNA. It is a transcript of the gene HDAC11, whose product is annotated as histone deacetylase 11. The record is from RefSeq and is a predicted model, not a curated record. Gene Ontology annotation, molecular function: histone deacetylase activity. Bases 149 to 1150 code for a protein of 333 amino acids. The transcript is spliced from 8 exons. Lineage: Eukaryota; Metazoa; Arthropoda; Insecta; Lepidoptera; Pieridae.